GGUGCCACCAACAUGGCGGACCCGAGAGAGCAGGAGGAUCUCUGCGUCUCCAGAUGCACAGGCUCACCGCACACGGAUGACGAAUACCUUGGCAAUGCUGCUUCUCCUGGCACAUGGGAAGAAGAUGGUGAUGCUAAUGCCUCAAGAGAAUGUGACUUCUGGGUCACCAGGAAAGCCUAUCUUCUAGAUCUAUGCUGACAUCUUGCUAUCUUCUGGCAGUUUCAUCUCUGCAACAGAUGGUGAGGACGAGAUGGAUACGGAGGGUGGUUGGCAACCAGUUCCAUCCAGGGAAUCUUCUGAGGCACUGGACUUCAGCACAACAAAUCGAGCUAAAGCCGAGAGAAGACUUGAACUGUCUGUGACCGUGAAUGAAAGCAACUUUGGUCAGAGUGACUCAUUUGGGAGGCCAAGUGAUGUUUUUAACAAUAAAGAGCAAGCUUUGUUACAUAGAGGACAUCGGCUGUUGGAUGAGGAUGAAAAUGACUAUAUGAGCUCAAGUGAACUUAUUGCUGUGCCUUUAGGGGAAGAUAAUGACAAUGAAGUUGAUUUUGACCCAGUGGACUGUCUAGGCAUUCAGCACACUCAGAGUAACCAAACUACUCUUAGUAAUAAUUUUGAAGAAGGAAAUGGAGUUGAACAGGGCAUUUUUAAUGAAGCUGAGGAAAAAAGGAGGAAGUCUGAGCUUGAUGAGCUAAAAUGUAGAAAGCAGUCAAUUGGAAGCAAACCUGAUGAGUGUGCAUCAGAUGGUGCUAACAACUUUGAGAAGGAUUUGCUAUUAAAUGAUUGUGACAGACGCUUUGAUUGUGGAGAUGAGAAUCGGGGUGUUCACCAAACAACUUUGUCUAAUACGAAUGAAGAUAGUUCGACUUUGCAUAAAACGGAACUAUUUAAUAUUGCUGAAAAUGGAGAUGAUAUUUCAAGAGCAGGGGGUAGGCCUGCUCUAGGUGAAGAUGAAAAAGCUGCAGCAUUAUCACGUAAAGCAGUUAUCCUAAAAGAAUCUGUUGGAUUUCCAAUGAAAAGGUCAGACAAGAAAGAUUUUUUGUCAGAGACGAGGCUAGCGAUUAAAGAUGGUUUGCCAACAGUAGUUGAUUCUUUACUGAGAGGGACUGUGGAGGCACAAGCUGAAGUCCUGGAUAAGGGAAGAAAUGAAAAGAAUCGGAAAGUGACUGAGCAUGAAGAUUUAUCUGCAGAUGAGACACAAGACAUUGAUGCUAUUGAAUCAGAAGCAACUAUUACAGCAGUAACAGCAUCUCCUGUGGAAAAGAGCUUAAAUUCACACCGGCAUACUGAAGUUCUUAAAAGCACUUGCAACUCCAGUUUUAUGCAAAGUAUGAAAAUAAAAGAUGAACCUUUGGAUGAAGGAUAUGAGAAAGCCUUUGCACCACAAGAAGGUGCAAGAAUUAAGGAUGAGCCUGAUUCUUUACAGGGAUAUGGCCAUCAUUCCAAGUCUCAGGAGUCUGAUAUCCGAAUCAGUGCAGUGUUCUCAGUGAGUGGCAGUCCUCUUGUAUCACAGUUGGUGCAGCAAAAUACACCAAAUACACUCAGCUCAACAAAGUCACCUGCAGGUGGCAGUGGGCAGCCAGCUUCAACUCCUAUGAGUGUACGAGUCACUUGUUCAGGAUGUAAGAAGAUUCUAAAGAAGGGACAAACUGCCUAUCAGAGGAAAGGUUCAACCCAACUCUUCUGUUCCACGCUCUGCCUUACUGGACUCUCAGCAUCUACUCCAAGACCUCUUCCUCCUCCGAAAAAAUCCUGCUAUCUCUGCAACAAAGAAAUCAUGAACCUAAAGGACCUAGUAAUGGGUCAAAUUGAUGGUAGGGGUCCAUACAAGGAAUUCUGUAACCAUAACUGCUUAUUUGAGAUGAAAAGAAAGUCUGCUUCAACGACUAAUAAUAUUACCACCAAGUGCAGCAUUUGUCAGAAAGUCUCUGUUGUGCGCCAUGAAGUGAACUACCAGAAUGUUGUACACCAACUUUGCAGUGAUAUAUGUUUCUCCAAGUUUCGAAUGGCCAACAAUCUCACUAUGAAUUGCUGUGAUAACUGCGGAGCUUAUUGUUACAGUGGGUCUGCACAGUGUCACAUGCUUCAGACUGAAGGACAGUGUAAGAAGUUCUGUGGUUCUGCCUGUUUGUCUUCAUUCAAACAGAAAAAUUCAAAGAUUACUCCCUGCGCUUGGUGUAAAUGCCUGAGAUCGUCUGCCGAAAUGAUUGAAAACACAAACUCAUUUGGAAAAGCUGAACUAUUUUGCUCAGUUAACUGCCUUUCAGCAUUUCGAGUGCAUGUGGUGACCACACAAGGUAGUACCAGUGUUCAGUGCAAUUACUGUAAAGUGACAAUGACACCUCAGUAUCACCUUGCUAUGUCAGAUGGUAGUAUUCGGAAUUUCUGCAGUUAUAACUGUGUGGCAUCAUUUCAGGGAUUAUUCAGCCAAGCUGCUCCAGGCUCUCAAACUGUUGUACCCCUGUCUCAGGGUCAGUUAGCGGUAAAUAUUCCAUCAACUGCUUCAGUAGUGGCUGGAGCUCCUGUGGUUUCUUCAACUUCUGUCACCACAUCGGCGGCAGCAGGGUUACAGAGGCUUGCACAAUCUCAGCAGGUGACAGUAGCUCGUACACUUAUCAGACUGAAAUGCCAGUAUUGCCAGCGGUUGUUCUCCUCUAAGCCUGAGCUGCUUGAAUACAAGGGUAGAAUGGUUCAAUUCUGUGGAAAAUCUUGUUGUGAUGAAUACAAACGAAUCAACUCUGUGGUUGCGAUAUGUGAAUACUGUCGGUCAGAAAAGAUUGUCAAGGAGACAGUAAAGUUUUCAAGUGUUGACAAGCCAUUUUGUAGUGAAGGUUGCAAGCUUCUUUACAAGCAUGACUUGGCAAAACGUUGGGGACUUCACUGUAAGUCUUGUAGUUCCUGCUCACAAUCAUCAAAACGGCUACUUAACCAGCAGUUUGGGGGAAAAAUAGAGGAGUUCUGCAGUGAAGAAUGUUUGUUCAAGUUUACUGUGCUCUUUUAUCAGAUGGCUAAGUGUGAUUGCUGCAAACGUCAAGGUAAACUAAAUGAGUCAAUUAAAUGGCAUGGACAAACCAAACAUUUUUGUAACCUUCAUUGUGUCCUCACAUUCUGCAAUCAACAUCACCUAACAGAAACGGCACCUCAAGAUGGAAAAGUAACGGUACCAAAUGUUCCUAGUAUCCAGAGAAAGGAAUCUACUCCUGUCAUAGCAAAUGUGAUGUCCUUGGCUAACACCCCGCCAGUACAGAAUGCUGCUAGUUCAACCACAGCUUUAAAUGCAGGAGGAACUCGUACCACUUCAGGAACUCAGGUUAGUGGAGAGGUCAGCACUCAGACAGAACCCAUUCGAUUGCAACCUUCUGCUCCACCCAAGGUGCUCAAGAAUAAAGCGUUACUCUGUAAACCUAUCACACAGACCAAAGCAACAUCCUGUAAACCACACACUCAGACCAAGGCUUGUCAGACAGAAGAGGAUUGGAAGCAACAAGUGAUUGUGUUGCCCAUCCCUGUGCCAGUCUAUAUUCCAAUGCCUCUGCAUCUUUACUCCCAGUUUACACCAUUACCAAUAGGGAUGCCUGUGCCUCUCCCAGUACCAAUGUUCAUUCCAACAACGCUGGACAGUGCGGAUAGAAUAAUUGAAACAAUCCAAGAAAUAAAGGAGAAAAUUCCCUCAAAUCCUUUUGAAGCAGAUCUUCUAACAAUGGCUGCGAUGAUUGCAGAAGAGGAAGAAAAAGAGAAAACAGUUUCACAUGGUGAUCAGGGUAGCACAUACAGUGGGGAUCUUGAGUCAGAGGCUGUGUCUACUCCGCACAGCUGGGAGGACGAGCUGAGCAACUUUACUCUGAAACAGUCUAUCACAUCUGCACCUGUACCUCUACCUCCACCUCCACCAGCAACUGAGCCAGAGAUACAGUCACAUCUCAUUGAAGGACCGGAGGACGAUCUGGAAGCUGACAUAUCAGUAGCUAAUUUUGAAUCAUCUCGACGAGACCGAAUGGCAACAGCACGACAGCAUAGGGCAAGGCAACGUGCAAAGAACAAAGAUGGCUUCCCGCAACCAAGGAAACGGGGAAGGAAGAAGUCUAUUGUGGGGUACACCCGAGAUGUUUUACAGGAACCUGUAACUGGCGGGAAUGACGUUGGUCUGUUUCUAAAGUAUAUGUAUGGUGUGAAGGCUUGGAAAAGAUGGGUACAAUUUAGGAAUGAUAAAGGAGAUCCCACAGAGGAGCUGCGAUUUGGAUCUCGACCAAUUAAGCUAAAAGAGGACAUUCUUUCAUGUACCGCUGCUGAGCUCAGUUAUGGCCUGUGUCAAUUUAUUCGAGAAGUACGGAGACCAAAUGGAGAAAAAUAUGAGCCGGAUAGUAUCUUCUACCUUUGUCUAGGAAUUCAACAGUACAUAUUUGAGAACAGCCGGAUUGAUAACAUCUUCACAGACCUUUACUACACAAAAUUCACCUCUGAGCUUACAAAGGCUCUGAAAUUUUGGCAACCGCAGCUUCUCCCAAAUGGCCAGUUAUUUUGUCGAAUUGAAGAGGAACAUUUAUGGGAGUGUAAACAACUUGGAGCGUAUUCUCCAACAGUCCUCCUCAAUACGUUACUGUUUUUCAACACCAAGUACUUCCAGCUGAAAAGUGUCAGUGAACAUAUGAAGCUUUCUUUUGCUCAUGUAAUGAGGUGUACAAAGUCUUUGAAACAUAACACAAAACUGACCUACCUUCGAUUCUUCCCACCUAUGUACAAAAAGGACAAAGAUAUAGAUAAGUUACAAUAUGGAAAGCGGAAGCGCAGUGAUGAAGAGGAGGAAGGUGCUAUGGAAAUGGCCGAAAAUACAGAUAAUCCACUCAGAUGUCCAGUACGCCUCUUUGAAUUCUACUUGUCUAAAUGUUCUGAGAGUGUGAAGUCGAGAAGUGACGUUUUCUACCUUCAGCCGGAACGCUCGUGUGUGCCUGACAGCCCCAUGUGGUAUUCAACGUUACCAACUGACCCUGCCAUUCUGGAUGCCAUGUUAACUCGUAUUCUCAUGGUGAGAGAGGUUCAUGAGGAGCUUGCAAAGGUCAAUCACGAGGAUGCUGAAGAGGAAGAUGCGUUUGAAUGAACUAGAUUUUUAUCCAUUUUUAAGCACUGAAUUUUAGAAUGCAUGUACCCAUGAAGAGUAACAGACUGCUAGGAAUAUAGCAUACUCUUCCUCUGGGUUGAUUUGGGGGACAGGAAAGGGAGGGUUGAUAAACACACUGGUCAAAAAAAAUUGAUGUUGAUAAUUAAAUUGACAGGAAAUCUUGGUGCUUUUAAACAAUUGCAGUUUAAAUACUUUUUUGUUAAAAAUGACAAGUGAUGUGGAUUUGUUUUUACCCCAUGCUGAUCCACUGGAUUUUCAUCAUGAAAACCUAUGUGCAACAAAAUCAUUUAUAGGGAGAAUGGGGAAGAGGGACAGGUGGGAUGAAGGGCGCAAGAAUCACACCAAGAAGUAUUUAAAUGGCAAUACUACCAUUUUAGAAUGUUGCAGCCACGUUUGAAGGUCAUAGAGACAGUAUUUCGCCAUUUAAAUGUUAACACCUAUGAAUGAAAACGCAAUGUUUAGUUCCUAGAUUGCUGUUAACUGUGAAAUUUUGUUUUUAAAAAAAUAGCAUUGAAAUGCAUCUACUAAUCCCUUGUUAAAAUGUCCUGUGCUCACAUUUCGUUUAGAGGAGAUCCGUGUGCUGUAAGUUUAGGUGUAGAUGUACACAUGAGUAUAAAUUUGUAUAUUUUGAAGGUGAUGGGCAGCUAAAAGGAUGUUGUUAUAAGUUUAGGUUCUUGCCGAUAUGUUUUUGUACAUACAUUUUAAUUACAUUUAUAUCUUUACUGUGUAUAAAAUAAUUGCUUAUGUGAAGCCUGGUCAGACUUUACAUACCGCAAACUCAUUACAUUUGUAGAAAAACCCAAUGUACUCCUUGUUAUAUAAUACAGUUUGCAUUGUAGUAAACAGGCGUUUGUGUGAAAGUACCUUUUACCUCUACAUUAGCCGAGAAACGCACUGUUCCCCAUUUGCAUAUACAAUGGGCAACUUGAAAGUAGUUAAUACACUAGAUACCGUUUUGAGUUUAGUUUUGAGAAAGGCAUUUUGUACAUGGAAAUUGCUGUGAACUAGACGCAUUGAGUUUUUUUUUCCCAUUAAGGGAAAGACUUAGUUCUAAUACCUUUUCUGCUUCAUUCUAUGAACGGAGGUGCAUCAAUUACUUUUACUUAAAAUUCUCAAAUCCAGGCAAUGACCAAGCAGUGCACCUGCUGCUGGACUAAAAAAUACAAGUAGAAGAGUGGUGAUGGAGGGGAUAAUUGAAUUAUUUUUAUAAUUUUCUUUGCCCCUUCCUGUGGAUACACAUUUGGCUGAUGGUCUGUCAGGUAAAUUCAUUUACAGUCUCAACAAUGAGCUAUGUUCAAGGAGCUCCAGUUGGAGUACUGCAGUGCUGUAGCCCGUCCUCAGACACUCAUUUUCUUUGGGGAAGGCUGAAUGAUGGGAGCUCAGAAUCACUGAUUUACCCUUAAAUUUCCUUUUGGAACUGGAAAGCAAUCACCAAUCAAACUUGUGCCCUUUUAUUCUGAGGCACUGUGUUUUGGUGAACCUGAUUUUAUUUUCAAAAAAAAAUCUAAACUUAUUUUACUAAGGAGUGAAAGGUUGGAAGAGUCACUGAAACAUAGUUUAGAACCUGGGAGAACUGACUGAUUUGAAGAGAUUUUCCACUUCAUCCCAGCAUAUGCUAACAGCACCUAUUCGGAAAUUGUCCAUCCCCAAGAUUUUUUACCCAUUAACCUUUAGGAAGAGAUUUUCCUAUCGUUAUGUGUAGAAUUUGCCUAUUGCCUGUUUGUAUCUUUUUCCAGUGAACUUAGCAGAAAGCUUAAACCGAGAAACUGAAGAUUUUUCCACUUUUUUGCACCUAUUGUCAGCAUUAAGCCUUCUCCAGUUUGAGUAAACUAUCAGUUAAGAUACAGGGUGAAACUCCACCAUCCCAACAAUGUGCCUUAACCACUAUCUAGAAGAGCAUCCCUAAUGCACAAUGUAAAUAUUCAAUUUCCAAUCAUUGUGACAGUUAUAACUUAGUGUUAAUUUGUGCCGAAUUCUGAGCACUAUUGUGUGGUGGGCUUGCACUGAGUUGUGACUGCCAGCACUCUUUUUUUUCAGGCUACCACAACCUACAGGAAAGAGGAGGCAUUCAUGCCAUCACCCUAAAUGGGGUCAAAUCCAGAUCCCAGAGAUAAAGGGAUAGUGUUUCUAGCCUAUUGUGUCAUUUCAUUCAACUGCAAGUGGUUAUCUUAGAAAUUGCAGUACACCUCUCGCCCACUCCCAAAUCUUGUAAAUCUGAGGGCGAGUAACUGAAAGCUAGUUAAGUACAUUUUCUGAAACAUUUUCAAUUGGCAUAAAGGAUGAGGUGAAGUGUUGGGAUUGGGGAAGAAUAACCUAGUUUGGUUUUCAACCUUUGGCAUGUUUUACAAAUUUAUCAGCAACUCUUGAAUGUUAUCACCCAAGAAAUGAAUGGUCCUAUAGUGAUCAGGUUUUAAAUGAAACUGUACGUGGUACAAGAUGGUAUAAUUUGUUUCGAAUAGAACCAGCAGUUCUUUUCUAAUCAUUGAAGAGCAUAAUGCCUUUUAAUGGCCGAAAGUAAGUGACUGUUAUUUUAUAAUCAAUGCAUUCUUCCAUAUUUCAACUGUGUUCAGAUAAUAUUACAGUGCUAUAAGUACAUUUUAAAGGGGCACUGAGAAUCUUUUUGUGGAGAGGGUUUUCAGGCAAGCUGAAUGUGUGAAAUGACCAGGAACAAUGUUCUGAAAUCCCAGUUGAAAAGCCUGAGUAUCCAGGAUCAUGGAGCUGCAGGAAUAUUUUUGUUUUGGCACAGUACAACCUUUUUUUAAAAAAAAAAGAUUUGUUUUAAAACAUAAAAGACUUUGUGAUCAUUGUUGUGGAUCAUUUUUUUACACUUCUAUUCGCAAACCUGGUAUAAAGUGCAAGACGUAUCAAACGACUAUGCCCCUUUAAUAAAAUAUUUAUCAGUAAGAACUACAGGAUUCAGCUGCUGUCAUUUAUGAGCCUUUUUAAAGUUUUUAGUCAAAUUUUAAUUCAACUUAUAAUAAAUGAACAAAAAUAAGUGAAUAUUUAUGUUACCUGAAUAAAAUUUCUUUUUUUUUUAAUCUA
Messenger RNA from Carcharodon carcharias (great white shark), 8158 nucleotides. RefSeq names its product zinc finger MYM-type containing 4, tandem duplicate 1 (gene zmym4.1). The transcript has 29 exons. Lineage: Eukaryota; Metazoa; Chordata; Chondrichthyes; Lamniformes; Lamnidae. Gene Ontology annotation, molecular function: zinc ion binding. The coding region runs from base 251 to 5095 and encodes 1614 amino acids. The record is from RefSeq and is a predicted model, not a curated record.